CUGAUAUCAAUGUCAUUAUUGUCAUUGUCAAUAAUUAGAAAUGUCAAUUUGACAAUUGUUAAGUGGUUGUUAAAAAUUAAAUGGUUAUUCGGAAGUGAAACAUUGUAACUAUGGCUUUUAAUUACGCAAAUAUUCACUCAAAUGCUCGUCGUCACAAUGCCGUACCGCCGCCAACAACUGGUGUAUCCAAACAAGGUUAUUCCACAAUGAACGCCAUCAGCCAAAAUGCCUUAUCAGCAGCUUGGGGUGGUACCAGUAGGAAACGAGCAGCCACUGAAGAUGAGUAUUUCGAGGAAGACGAUGAAGAACAAGUGCCCGAAUUGGCAUAUAUUCCUGCUCCAGGAAGUCCAACCAGGGUGGAAAUGGAACAAAAAAGACACGUUGAAGAGGAGGAUGAUGAUCCACUCGAUGCUUAUAUGGCUGGGAUUGAGCAGCAGAUGCAUAAACAGCAAACUUCUCAACAAUCUCAGCAACAGGGCAUCAGAAAUGAUUUAGAAGAGGAAGAUGUUGAAGAAUCAUAUUACAGGUACAUGGAAGAAAAUCCCAAUGCAGGAUUGCUACCAACUGACGAUGACUAUCCAGAAGUAGAAUAUGAUGAAGAUGGAAAUCCUAUAGCACCAGAUAAAAAGAAAAUAAUUGAUCCCCUGCCUCCAAUUGAUCAUUCUGAAAUUAAUUAUGAACCUUUUGAGAAAGUGUUUUAUCAAGAACAUGAAGAAAUUGAAGCUUUAACUGGUGAGAAAUUAAAAGAACUGAGAAAAACUUUGGAUAUUAAUGUCACUGGAAACAAUCCCCCUAAGCCUGUUACAUCUUUUGCUCAUUUUGGUUUUGAAGAUAAGUUAAUAAAAACCAUUAUUAAAGCUGAAUACACUACACCCACUCCUAUCCAAGCUCAGGGUGUACCUUGUGCCCUUCUCGGUAGAGACGUUCUAGGAAUUGCACACACAGGUAGUGGUAAAACAGCAGCAUUCUUGUGGCCUCUAAUCAAACAUGUAGCUGUCCAAAAGCCUGUUGAAGAAGGAGAAGGCCCCAUAGCUUUGAUUUUAGCUCCUACUAGAGAGUUAGCCCUGCAAAUAUAUACAGAAGCAAAAAAAUUCGCCAAAGUCUACGAUUUGAGAGUUAUUUGUGCUUACGGUGGGGGCUCUAAGUGGGAACAGAGCUUGGCCUUGAAGGAAGGCGGAGAGAUUGUCGUGGCAACGCCCGGACGAAUCAUCGAUCACAUCAAAGGUGGCGCUACCAAUCUACAAAGGGUAACGUUCCUAGUUUUGGACGAGGCCGAUAGAAUGUUCGAGCUGGGUUUCGAACCGCAAGUGCGAUCAGUUUGCAAUCACGUGCGUCCCGAUCGACAAACUUUGCUUUUCUCUGCCACGUUCCGCAAAAGAAUAGAAAAACUGGCCAAAGAUGCUCUGACGAAUCCCGUGAAAAUAUCUCAAGGGACUACAGGACAGGCUAAUGAAGAUGUUACGCAACACGCGCUGCUUUUGCCCACUCAGGAGGCUAAGAGGGAGUGGCUGUUUGGUAAAUUGGUGGAACUGCUGUCAGCGGGAUCUGUUUUGGUAUUCGUUACCAAGAAGUUGGAUGCUGAAUUGGUUUUUAGAGAUAUAAUAAUGAAAGAAUUCGAAUGUUUGCUUUUACAUGGUGAUAUGGAACAAGCUGAACGUAAUAAAGUAAUAAUGUCAUUUAAAAAGAAUGAAUGUCCGCUGCUGGUGGCUACAGAUGUGGCAGCUCGAGGUUUGGACAUUCCCCACGUCAGAACGGUGGUUAAUUACGAUAUAGCGAGAGAUAUAGAUACUCACACUCAUCGAAUCGGUAGGACUGGUCGUGCCGGCACUCAGGGUACCGCUUAUACCCUGCUGACGCCGAAAGACAAAGAAUUUGUCGGUCAUAUCGUGAAAAAUCUCGAGGCGGCGCAUCAGGAGGUACCGCAGGACGUUUUGGAUUUGGCGUUGCAGAGUUCUUGGUUCAAAAAGCAAAGAUUUAGGUCAAAGAAGGACUACAACCCGAACAUCGGCGGUAUGGGGUUGGGAUUUAAAGAGAAAUCUUCGAGUCCCGCACCCACUUCUAGUACAAACUCUUCAGCUGCGCCUAGAGGACCAGCUACUGAUCGGUUGUCGGCUAUGAAGCAGGCAUUCAAAAUGCAAUACGUGAAUCAAUUUACAGCAAGUACUGAACAACCCCCUCCCACAGCGAACAGGAAGAAAACGCGGUGGGAAUAAUUCUUUUAAAUUUGUAAGAUUUUUAAAUAUUGAACUAUUUGACUUUUUCAUUAAUGUACGUUGUUUUUUUUUAUUUAAUGGAUGAUUAAUUGUAGAUAACCAAGUUUCAAUACAAUUUAUUCUAUAGCCGA
Psylliodes chrysocephalus is the source of this 2344-nucleotide messenger RNA. NCBI's taxonomy places the organism in Eukaryota, Metazoa, Arthropoda, Insecta, Coleoptera, Chrysomelidae. The record is from the annotation of a GenBank genome assembly.